Molecule: messenger RNA, 1064 nt
Organism: Cucurbitaria berberidis CBS 394.84
Lineage: Eukaryota; Fungi; Ascomycota; Dothideomycetes; Pleosporales; Cucurbitariaceae
Product: hemolysin-III channel protein-like protein Izh2
Exons: 4
Coding region: 1-945 (314 amino acids)
Cellular component (GO): membrane
Molecular function (GO): signaling receptor activity
Source: RefSeq, a predicted model, not a curated record
AUGGACUGCAAAAUCAGAAAGCCCGUAACGGCUACGACUCAUCUCAAGGACGCUCCUCGAUGGAUGCGAGGCGAUCCAUACAUCAAGACAGGCUAUCGUCGCCAGCUCGAUAGCGUCUAUCGCUGUGUUUCUUCGCUGCUGUAUCUCCACAAUGAAUGGGUCAACGUCUGGUCCCAUCUACUACCGGGUACCAUUCACUCUCUAGUACUGGCGAAAGAAUGCUACCACUUUUCCAAGCGAUGGGACGAAGAACGGUACUUGGAUCAGAUGGUCGUUUGGCAAUACAUCGUCUCAUGUAUCCUAUGUUUACUCUUCUCUGCUGGAUACCACACCUUGACUGCACAUUCUCAAUAUGUCGCUGGUCGCUGGCUCAAGAUAGAUUAUCUUGGGAUAAUCCUCAAUACAGCUGCUGGUUGCAUCGCCUCGACAUAUUUCGGUCUGCGCCACCAUCCGAAAUUGCAGCUGCUCUAUAUUGCGUCUUCUGUGGUUCUUGCCCUCAUUCUGUUCGGGAUUUUACUUGCGCCUAAGGCUGAUGGGGCAGCGAUGGCAUUCUGGAGAUCCAUUCUCUUCGCCAUGUUCGUCGCAAGUGGCUUCUUGCCUAUGAUCCACGCUUGCGCACUUGACGGCACCGACGUCCUUGGCCUGUUCCCUCUUGCUCAUGUCAUCGGCAUGGAAACAUGCUACCUCACAGGCGUUAUUUUUUACAUAACAAGGUUUCCAGAGAAGCGUUAUCCAGAAACAUUUGAUAUAUGGGGAUCAAGUCACCAAGUUUUUCACAUCGUAGUGGUGGCCGGCCAGAUGGUGUAUAUUACGGGGCUAAAACAGAUGGCCUCGAAUUUCGGUCCUGUUUCAGCUCAGAUUGCGCUGGAACCUGGAUUUGGGGGUGCGAAAUAUACCUAUGGCGGAAUGGCGGACGUUUGCGUCAAUGGCGCGUUCUGGGGUUGAGCCUUGGGUUCGGUAUACAUCCUAGUCAGGGCGCAUGCAUUGCAGGAUUCGAGGCGUUAGCGGUAUCUAGAUUAGCAGAAAAGUGUUUGUUCUUUGAGAAAGUGUGGGGUCGAAGUCGG